AUGAACCUUCCAGGGAGUAAUUCAGACUUCCACACAGAGGCCUCCCUCUCAGAGACCCCAUCCAGUCACCUCUUCUUCCUAGAAACAGGGAAUAUUACAAGAGUUUCAGAAUUUCUUCUCCUGGGACUUUCAGAGGAGCCAGAACUGCAGCCCCUCAUCCUUGGUCUUUUCCUCUCCAUGUACCUGAUCACUGUGUUGGGAAACCUGCUCAUCAUCCUGGCCGUCAGCUCAGACCCCCACCUCCACACGCCCAUGUACUUCUUCCUCUCCAACCUGUCCUUUGUGGACAUCUGUUUCACCUCCACCACCAUCCCCAAGAUGCUGGUGAACAUCCAGACACAGAGCAAAGGUAUAACCUAUGAAAGCUGCAUCACCCAGAUGUAUUUAUUCACAGUCUUUGGCACGUUGGAUGUCUUUCUCCUGACCGUGAUGGCCUAUGACCGCUUUGUGGCCAUCUGUCACCCCCUGCACUACAUGGUCAUCAUGCACCCCCAGCUCUGUGGACUGCUGGUUCUGGUGUCCUGGAUCAUGUGUGUCCUGAAUUCCUUGUUACAUAGCUUAAUGGUGGUGAGUCUGUCCUUUUGCACAGACUUAGAAAUUCCCCACUAUUUCUGUGAACUCAAUCAGAUGAUCCAACUUGCCUGUUCUGACAACUUUCUUAAUAACCUGGUGAUGUAUUUGGCAGCUGUGCUAGUGGGUGGUGGUUCCUUGGCUGGUAUCCUUUAUUCUUACUUUAAAAUAGUGUCCUCCAUACGUGCAAUGUCAUCAUCUCAAGGGAAGUAUAAAGCAUUUUCUACCUGUGCGUCUCACCUCUCGGUUGUCUCCUCAUUUUAUCGGACAAGUCUAGGAGUGUACCUCAGCUCUGCUGUGACCCACAGCUCACAGUCAAGUGCAGCAGCCUCAGUGAUGUACACUGUGGUCACACCCAUGCUCAACCCCUUCAUCUACAGUCUCAGGAACAAAGAUAUAAAGGGGGCUCUGAAAAGAUUCUUUGGGAUGACCGAUCUUAAAAGGACACUCAUGCUGAGGCUGAAAAAGUGCCCUUGA
Messenger RNA from Hipposideros armiger (great roundleaf bat), 1047 nucleotides. RefSeq names its product olfactory receptor 7A10-like. Gene Ontology annotation, molecular function: G protein-coupled receptor activity; olfactory receptor activity. Gene Ontology annotation, biological process: G protein-coupled receptor signaling pathway. Lineage: Eukaryota; Metazoa; Chordata; Mammalia; Chiroptera; Hipposideridae. The coding region runs from base 1 to 1047 and encodes 348 amino acids. Gene Ontology annotation, cellular component: membrane. The transcript is spliced from 2 exons. The record is from RefSeq and is a predicted model, not a curated record.